AUGUCUCCAAAUUCUUCGAAAGAUCGAUCGAGCCAAAUAGAGCCUACGCCCGAAGUUGUUAAAACCACUAAGAUAGAAAGCAAGAAUGCCGUAAAGGAUACUGUUCCCGUAGUAUCUGAAGCUGAGGUUGAUGGUACUUCAAUAGCAAGAGAAAAACAAGAGGCAUCUUAUGUCGGUUGGAAGCAAGUUGGCGGCUGGGAGGAAAAGGACGAGCUAACACCCGAGGAUCUUCUGGUGGAUUUAAGCAAAGACACAUACGUAGGUAACCUCCUACCAGAGAAACUUUACGGUGAUUGGUACCACGAUGUCGCUAUCCUUACCAUAGGUGCUUUAGGCUCUUUUGCAUUAGGUUAUUUCAAAUUUUCUUUAACAUCUGUUCUUAUUGUGAUCCUUGCCGCAGGAGUUCUAUACAGAUCGUCGUCGAAAAAAUACAGAGAAAGGUUAAGGGAUUUGGCUCAAAAAGAGCAGACUGUAGAGAAAAUUAGUGACGACUAUGAAUCAAUCGAGUGGUUAAACACCUUUUUAGACAAAUACUGGCCAAUUAUUGAACCUUCUGUCUCCCAGCAAGUCGUCGAUGGUACGAAUACUGCUCUGUCCAAGAUUGAGGCAAUUCCCAAAUUCAUCAAAGCUAUAUGGCUAGAUCAAUUCACUCUGGGUGUAAAACCUCCAAGAAUUGAUACUAUAAAGACAUUCCAAAAUACGAAGUCCGACAUUGUGGUCAUGGAUUUAUGUCUGUCAUUCACCCCACAUGACAUGUCUGAUCUUGACGGCAAACAGUCCAGAAACUACGUAAAUUCUAAUAUCGUAUUGAAGGCAAAAAUGUUUGGGGUGGAUUUACCUGUAUCUGUCUCCGAUCUUUCCUUUAGAGUUUUUACUAGGCUCCGCUUCCAACUAAUGACCACCUUGCCACUUGUCGAAACUAUAAACAUCCAAUUGCUAGAAACUCCAGAAAUCGAUUUCAUUGGCCGUCUAUUAGGCAAUUCCAUUUUCAACUGGGAAAUAUUAGCCAUUCCUGGCUUAAUGAGAUUAAUUCAAAAAAUGACACUUAAGUACUUGAGUCCUGUUUUGCUCCCACCUUUUUCUUUACAGCUCAAUAUUCCUCAGCUACUUUCCAAGACUGGUUUACCUAUAGGUGUUCUUGAAAUUAAAGUCAAAGGAGCUUAUGGAUUAAGAAAGCUUACAGAUAUCAUAGACAAAACAGUAGACCCAUAUUUGACUUUCGAGCUAUCUGAUAAAAUAGUCGGUACAACUAAGGUCGUUAAAAACUCUAUGAAUCCUACCUGGGAUGAAUCUGUUUAUAUUUUACUGCAAUCAUUCACCGAUCCAUUAACAAUUACUGUAUAUGAUAAAAGCGAGACUUUGAAAGAUAAGAAAAUGGGCGUAAUAGUUUUCAACUUGAAUAAACUACAUGCAAAUCAUUACCAAAAGGAUGAAAAGGCUCAUUUUCUGAGAAAUUCUAAACCUGUCGGCCGUUUGGCAUUUGAUUUGCGGUUCUACCCCACUAUUGAAGCAAAGAAGUUAAUCAACGGUGAAGAAGAACCUUUACCAGAUCUAAAUACAGGUAUCACCAAAAUUGUUAUCAAUGAAAUCAAGGGACUGAACGAACCUUCCGAUAAAGAAUCGGUCUUUGCUGAAUUAUACGUAAAUGCACAAUUGGUGAUGACUACAAAAAAGAAAAAAAGAACUGCUGACAUAAACUGGGACUCUUGCUACUAUUCUGUAAUAACAGAUCGUAGAAAGGCUAUUUGCAGGUUUGUCAUUAAAAACCAAAGCGGCAAAGUUAUCUCGUCUUCAGUACAACCUUUGAAUGAUUUGAUAGAUAGAACAGAAGUUGAUAAAGAAUGGAUUCCACUAAAGGAUGGAAAAGGUGAAUUAAAAAUUACGACGUAUUGGAGGCCGGUGGCCAUAGAUCUUGGUUUGAAAACGGUCGGCUAUACCACUCCUAUCGGCAUGUUAAGAGUAUUUAUCAACAAGGCUGAAAACUUAAGAAACCCGGACAGCUUAGGCAAAAUUAGUCCUUAUGCCAAAGUAUCUGUGAACGGUACAACAAAAGGGAGGACAAAUCAAAAAAUAGAAACGCUGAGCCCUAUCUGGAAUCAAGCAAUUUACGUUUCUGUUACAUCUCCUUUGCAAAGAGUAUCCAUUGACUGUUUAGGAACAGAUACGAAUGGCGAUGUCCUUCCUCUCGGCAGUUUUAAUAUACAAACUCAGAAUGUAUUCCAUAAAGACAAUGAUGACAAAUAUAUCGAUUUUAUCGACAACACCCCAAGAACCGGCAAUUUAGUAGGAAAAAAAGGCGUAAAGGGGAUUGUUACAUACUAUUUAUCAUUCUACCCAAUUGUUCCUGUACUAAGUUUGGAAGAGGCGAGGGAAGUCGAUGACAUCAACGAGAAGAAAGACAAGUUGGAAAAGGAAAAGAUCUCUUUGGAUGACAAGACUACCUCCCGGGAGGAGAAAGAAAGGAUUAAAAAGGAAGAAGCCAUGAUCACUGAGAAGUACGACAUGUAUAGUUAUAAGAUGAAACUGGAUCUAGAUGAAUUGCUGCAAUACAAUGCUGGCGUAUUGGGUGUAACUGUAUUGGGCGGAGAAUUGCCCCAACCUGGUCUCUAUGUCCAAACCUUCUUUGAUUCUUGUGGUUACGCUACAAUAACCAGUGCAAAGAAUGCAAUUAGGACAAUUAAGACAGGCUGGUCUGGCGAUUUCAUGAUCAAAGAGCUUGAAUGGUCUGUGACUACAUUCAGAGUGACAAAGGUCAAAGAUGCAAACAAGGCUGAAGACUUCGUUUGUGAAGUCAACAUCCCAACACUUGAGUUGGUGAAAAACUGUUAUUAUAAACCCUCGGUAUUGAACCUGAUAGGCAAGAAGAGUGCCAAGCUAUUGGUUCAGGUAUCAUGGUUUCCUAUAAGUGCUUCGGAAUUACCUCAGUCUGACCUAAUCACAAACUCAGGGAACUUGAAGAUUACCGCUAAGAAUGCUGAAAACUUGACCGGUAUCAACAGGAAUGGUUAUUCCGAUCCAUACUUGGAAUUUUUCUUAAAUGAGAUGAAUACAUCGGCUGUUUUCAAAACUACAGUCCAAAAGAAGACACUGAAUCCCUCUUKGAAUGAAAGCAAGACUAUCGAAAUCUCAAAUCGUGUCAAUGACUAUUUGACAAUUAAUGUAAUGGACUAUGAAUCAACCAAUUCCAACAGAUGUAUUGGUAAAGCGGUCGUUCCCUUAUCUACUAUCGAACCAGAAGAAGAUGCUGAUUUAGAUGUAGCAUUAGUAGGACCAAAGGGAGAAGAUGGCGGACUAUUACAUCUUAAAUUUGAGUUCGAACCCCACUAUACUAGCAAUGUAGUUAAACGUGAAGCUAAGUUCGGGAAUUUUGCUACAAAAGGGUUAGGUACGGGUAUCAAAGCUGGUUCUACGGUUUUUGCCUUAGGAACCAAUGUUGUAAGCACUGGGUUUGGAACCAUCGAUAAGGUGAGAUUGGGGGUCUUCGGUGGUGGUAAAGGACGUAAGCAUACUGAGGACGAAGAGCCCAAAGAGAAACAAUAG
This is a messenger RNA of Saccharomyces eubayanus, 3540 nucleotides long. RefSeq names its product tricalbin (gene TCB2). The record is from RefSeq and is a predicted model, not a curated record. The transcript has a single exon. NCBI's taxonomy places the organism in Eukaryota, Fungi, Ascomycota, Saccharomycetes, Saccharomycetales, Saccharomycetaceae. Bases 1 to 3540 code for a protein of 1179 amino acids. Gene Ontology annotation, molecular function: lipid binding.